This is a messenger RNA of Aspergillus piperis CBS 112811, 435 nucleotides long. Its product is annotated as YjgF-like protein. The transcript is spliced from 2 exons. NCBI's taxonomy places the organism in Eukaryota, Fungi, Ascomycota, Eurotiomycetes, Eurotiales, Aspergillaceae. The record is from RefSeq and is a predicted model, not a curated record. Bases 1 to 435 code for a protein of 144 amino acids.
AUGUCCCUUCUCCGCUACUACAACAAAGGUUUUGGUGAGGCUGCCUUGAAGUCCCACGCCUACAACCAAGCCGUCCGCGUCGGCGACACCAUCCACCUCUCCGGUCAGGGUGGCUGGAAGCAGGAGGAACCCUUCGAGAUCUACACCGACAUCAACGCCCAGAUUGACCAGGCUUUUGCCAAUGUCGAUUUCCAGCUGCGCAACGCCGGUGGUCAGGGCUGGUCUCAGGUAUACAAGGUCCGCUCCUACCACAUAGCUUUAGUCGAAGAGGCACAGGAUGCCAUGGUUCGCAAUUUUCGCAAGUGGAUGGUCAACCACAAGGCGCUAUGGACGUGCAUGCAGGUUGGCCGCCUUGGCGCCGACGACAUGCGAGUUGAGAUUGAGGUCGAAGCCUACGAUCCCGAGGGUGCUAAGGCAGCUGCAUCAGAGCGAUGA